Molecule: messenger RNA, 549 nt
Organism: Aplosporella prunicola CBS 121167
Lineage: Eukaryota; Fungi; Ascomycota; Dothideomycetes; Botryosphaeriales; Aplosporellaceae
Exons: 3
Coding region: 1-549 (182 amino acids)
Biological process (GO): protein retention in ER lumen; endoplasmic reticulum to Golgi vesicle-mediated transport
Cellular component (GO): endoplasmic reticulum; membrane; cis-Golgi network
Molecular function (GO): ER lumen protein retrieval receptor activity
Source: RefSeq, a predicted model, not a curated record
AUGAAGACGACCAACAGCGCCAACGGCAUCUCGUUCAAGUCGCAGUUCCUCUACCUCGUCGUCUACGUGACGCGCUACAUCGACCUGCUCUGGACCUUCUACGACCCGGGCUUCCUCUACAACACCGUCUUCAAGGUCAUCUUCAUCGCUUCGUCCGCCUACACCGUCUACCUCAUGCUCAACGACUACCGCCCCACGCACGACCCCAACCUCGACACCUUCAAGGUCCACUACCUGCUCGGCGCCUCGGCCGUCCUGGCCGUCUUGUUCCCCUACAAGUACACUAUGACUGAGAUCCUCUGGGCCUUCUCCAUCUGGCUCGAGUCCGUCGCCAUCCUGCCCCAGCUCUUCAUGCUGCAGCGCACGGGCGAGGCCGAGACCAUCACGACGCACUACCUGUUCGCGCUGGGCGCCUACCGCGCCCUCUACAUCCCCAACUGGCUGUACCGCUACUUCGCCGAGGGCUACGUCGACCCCAUUGCCCAGAUCGCCGGCAUCAUCCAGACCAUCCUCUACUCCGACUUCUUCUGGAUCUACUACACAAAGUGA